CCGCCUUUGUGUUUUCUUUCACGACCACCAUCAUGGAUAGACCCUCUAUAAUCGAUGAUGAAAUCAUUGCUGAUAGCGAAGGGGAAGGGGAUUAUAUGCCAAGGCAACGAGAUGUCGUUGCAAACAGUGCGUAAUUCUCUAGUUUUACCCCUCAUCACGCGAAGGACAGUUCCAUAGUCGAGGCAUCUAGCACUUCCUCCGUACGACCUCGUCCAAGGCCUCGUCCAGCUUACAAAGGAGCAGCCGGUUAUCAACCAGACUCGAUUACCUCGAAUGAUUCAAGUAACUUAUUAGGCCACGCGAUACCUAAACCACCUUCGCACAAUCACAACAACGACGAUGAAAUUUCGGCUUUCGUUGCUCCUAGCAUCGCAGACCGGGCUAAAAUGCGUCGAAGGGACACCCAAAAAUCAAAACCGACGAAAUCCCCAUUCGAAGUGAUUGAAUUCUCUUCAGACGAUGACGAUGUAGACGAGUUAGCUCUUACGUCGUCAUCGAAAUCCAAGGUCAAGGCCAAGCCCAGCAGCUCUGAAACUCGAACGAAGGCCAAGACGAAGCGCGACAAGAACAAAAACAAGAAGAAUGGUAUCCCAUCGCCUUUACCACGAGAAGAAUCCUCUCAACCCAGCCUACCCAUGGGUACAUCUCCAGUCCUGCCGCGAAUCGAAUUAGCACCUGCACCUCCAUCCACGUUACCUCCCUCUGAUUAUCCCCAGUCCACACCAUCCGGUAUAAAUAACAUGAACGACAACGAGAACGAAUACCCGCCGAUAGCGGUUAUGCCGCAGCUACAUCUGCAGCUGCGGAGCGAUGUAGGAUCCUCUUCUCAAGUUACCUCUCCUUGUCCUUCGGCGAAAAGGAAGAGGUCGUCGGAGCAGGAUGAGCUAGAAUAUGAGGAUGUAGAUACCCGCAUGGUUACGGGUGUCGAUAAACCGGAUGUAUCAUCUCCCAAAGAAGCAAGCUCCUCGAAGAAGAAAACGGCGGCGAAGGUGAAGAAAGCAAAGGGCAAGAAGGCCGAGACAGAAUUCAACGGCGUUCGGGAUGGAGAUGGCGAAGGAAUGGGAAAGGGGAAGGGUAAAAAGGCGUCGAAAGGGAAAACCAAGGACAAGGACAGACGGAAGGCAAAAGCGAAAGAACCGGAGGAGUUUUAUGAUGAAGACGAUCUCUUUGGUGACGAACCUCGACGUCCCAGCGACAGGCCAGCCGCCGUUCGUGGCUCGAAAUCUCCACAAGGACUCUCAGAGACCGCAGGGAAGUCUCCCGACAAGGAUGACGCUUCCUCACCUUCACCACCGAAAAAGCAGAAACUUAAUGGCGGCAGCAGUUCGGGUUUGGAUAGUAGCAAGUUUAUUUCUUCAAAGCCUAAAGGGAGACGCAAUGUUGUUAUUUCGGAGGAUGAAGAGGAUGACGAUGGGAAGAUGGAAAAAAUUGUUUUGACCACCAAGGACAACGGUCGUGCCAAAACGGACAAGGAGAAGACUCAGAUUCGCGAUCGGGUUGAUCCAAAACAACAAGAGACGCCUCCUCAGCCUGCAGAGAAAGAUCUUGAAGCUCCUAAGGUUCGAGUGCCCUCAACUUCAAGGAUUAGUAUUGAUAUAUCGUGUAUACUAAUCACGAAUAAUAACAUAGGAAAACGUGGACCCGAAACCCGCCGCCAUUGCAGAAACGCCGAACAAACCAGCACAUACAUCUUCUAUUUCCUCGCGCUAUUUGAUUGCACCCCGAACGAAAUCCACACCAAUGUCUGAGCUAAUCAGACGUGUCAACGCACAACCGAAUUCUCCUUUCUCUCCCUCAUCUCGAUCUUCGCCUUCCGCUACGGGUGGGACGACUUAUUCUCCUUACCUGAAGAGCUCUCGCAGUAUGCUCUCACGGAUUGCUCCGUUGCAUCCGAACAGACGAACUCCGCCGCCACCACCACCACCACCGCCGAAGAAGAAGAAAUCGAAGAAGGAGUUGGAGAUGGAGGAGAGGUGGGAGGAAGAAGUUAUUGAGAGUGUAGGUGGAAUAACGGAGUGGGCUGCCCUAACUGAUCAGGACAGGAGGGAUAUGAGGAGAGCGAAGAGGGAGAGGGAAAUGUAUGGGUGUGAGGAUUAAGAAUGUCACCGACUUUAUUAUUUGCUACUUUAUAGUAGCUGCUGUAGAUUCCCGGUACUCGAUGAUGCUUGCGCGCGGUACUAGCGAUAAACACGUAAGUUUACAUGUUUUCCGGUAUGUAAAGUGAAAAUCGGGA
Molecule: messenger RNA, 2233 nt
Organism: Marasmius oreades (fairy-ring Marasmius)
Lineage: Eukaryota; Fungi; Basidiomycota; Agaricomycetes; Agaricales; Marasmiaceae
Exons: 3
Coding region: 387-1748 (453 amino acids)
Source: RefSeq, a predicted model, not a curated record